Cephus cinctus (wheat stem sawfly) is the source of this 2067-nucleotide messenger RNA. RefSeq names its product pickpocket protein 19. Gene Ontology annotation, biological process: sodium ion transmembrane transport. The record is from RefSeq and is a predicted model, not a curated record. The coding region runs from base 145 to 2046 and encodes 633 amino acids. The transcript has 7 exons. Gene Ontology annotation, molecular function: ligand-gated sodium channel activity. Lineage: Eukaryota; Metazoa; Arthropoda; Insecta; Hymenoptera; Cephidae. Gene Ontology annotation, cellular component: membrane.
AGCUCCAAUUGUCUCGCAUCGCCGGAAUUUGGUAAUUGGUAGAGUCAGCAGAGGUCUCUUCGGACUUGAGGUGACAAUCGAAGCUCAUCAAAGUACUAAAUAACGGAGAGGCAGGUUAGCGUGACAUUUGCUUCGAAUCAGCGAAUGUCUUUGGAUACGAGAGCGAAGGGAGUACGCGGUGGCAGGAGGCUGUGCAGACCAACGAUACAAGUAAAGACAAAGAUAGGGAGCUGGCGACGAACCAGAGCUGCAGCUGCGUUAUCAGCAGCAGCAGCAGCAGCAGCGGUGUCGGGGGGUGGUGCCCAGCAGAGGGCGGGAAAGAAGAAACACGCAACCAGAGAAACGAAACGAUUUGCUCGAAAUUUCUCAAAGUUCCUCGUGCAGUACUGCAACAGAAGCAGCCUGCAUGGUUUGCGAUACAUCGUGGAUCCUCAGUUGCAUCGGUUCGAGCGUUUCGUUUGGUUGGUGUUAUUUGUCCUUUCGUCAUAUUACGCAACUCACGUAAUCUGUAUGCUGGCCGCACGAUUCGAGGCCGCUCCAACUUCGACGGUGAUCGAAUCCGCGACGCACAGGAUCUCGGCGGUACCCUUUCCGAGCGUAACGAUAUGUCCGAACGAUCGAGUCGAUUGGAGAAAGGUUCUGGAUCUCGAGACAACGAUCUUUGGCGGCAAUGGGAUGAUCAACGAUAACAGUAGCGAGACUGCCACUGUCGAACGCGAGAGUUAUCUCCUGGUUCUCGCAGUCUUCUCGAACUUGACCUUUGGAGACUUUCAUCAACUGAAUGUUACCCGCAACUUAACCUUUGGCGUUCUAUCCGAACGCAGCAUCACCGCGAUCCUCGAAGCGGUCGUUCCCAGUUGCGAAGAUUUGUUUUCAAAUUGUUGGUGGAGGUACGGAGACCGAAAUUGUUGCGAGCUGUUAAGGCUGCAAAGAACCGAGUACGGAUUUUGUUACUCGUUCAAUUCUAAAACGUCAGAAUAUCUGGAAGACCAGAAUGAGCCCCCACUCGUUGCGACGGAUUACGGCGAAUGGACUGGACUCAGAGUGACCAUUCGUCCGAAAGUGAUUCAGCCACCACCGGAUUUUUAUAGCCCAUACGGAAUAAUAACAGGCGUUACUCAUCCGGGUGCGUGGCCAAGGACUGGCCUUCUCGUUACGACAGGCCAUUCUCUUCAAGUCCAGGUGCAGUGUACCUCUGGCUAUGCCACCGAAAGGGUUUUGCAAUUGGACGCCGAUAAGAUACCUUGCAAGUAUAUUGAGAAUAAGGCUUAUUAUCAGGAGAGCUGUUACGCGGACUGCAGACGCGAGCACGUGAUAAAGUAUUGCGGCUGCAAUCCGUCCUUCUUCUUUCCAUCCGGCGUGGCUCGUGAUUGCACUUUCGACGAUAUCGAUUGCCUCGUCCAGUGGAACGACGUAUUCAAUAAUUUUAAUGAAAUCGAAGGUGGAGAUUUCAAUGAGAAUUCCUCAAUGAGCUGUGACUGCCCACCCGAGUGCGAAUAUUACAUGUACACCAUGCGGAUUGCUAGUACGCCGGUAGCCGAAGAGGAUGAAAUUACGAUGGAUAUAUUUUUUGAGGGAUCUACCACCGUGCGUUAUAAAACUGACGUCAUUUACACGAAUCUCGAUUUGUUAGUGUCUUUUGGCGGAAUCAUAGGGCUUUUCUUGGGUGGAUCCUUGCUGAGUGCAGCUGAGUUAAUGUAUGCGUUUAGUAUAGGCGUGAUAUCCUAUGCGAGGCAACAUUUUUUUAAGAUGCAACCAGGAAAAGUCGAGGAUUCUGAAUUCGAAGAACUCGAAGAUAUGAGUUACAAUACUCAUCAAGAGUACGAAGAUGUUCGUGGUCACCUGUUAUUUAGCAGGCAACCUUUAAUCGUAGGAUCCAAAGCAAUUUCUGUAUUUACCCUGUCGGAUAAUUUAUUUCCACCGCGAGAGUUUAUAGGAGGAUACGCUCAUUCUACCAGAAUGCGACGGCUUUUGUCUCUAAGUUUACAUUGUCUUUGCCGACGACCAGGAUGUACUUGCACACGAUUUGUCAAACGUAACGAUUAAAAUGAUUGAUAUAUAUAUAUA